Messenger RNA from Marmota monax (woodchuck), 936 nucleotides. RefSeq names its product olfactory receptor 2Y1-like. The transcript has a single exon. Lineage: Eukaryota; Metazoa; Chordata; Mammalia; Rodentia; Sciuridae. The coding region runs from base 1 to 936 and encodes 311 amino acids. The record is from RefSeq and is a predicted model, not a curated record. Gene Ontology annotation, biological process: G protein-coupled receptor signaling pathway. Gene Ontology annotation, cellular component: membrane. Gene Ontology annotation, molecular function: G protein-coupled receptor activity; olfactory receptor activity.
AUGGGAAGUUUCAACACCAGUUCUGGAGAGAGCUUCAUUUUGGUGGGCUUCUCAGAUUGGCCUCAACUGGAGAUCCUCCUUUUUGUCUUUAUUUUGAUUUUCUACUCCCUAACUCUCUUGGGCAACACCACCAUCAUCAUUCUCUCCCGAAUAGACCCUCGACUGCACACGCCCAUGUAUUUCUUCCUCUCCCACCUCUCCUUCCUGGACCUUUGCUUUACCACCAGCACUGUGCCUCAGCUCCUAAUCAACCUUCAGGGACUGGACCGGACAAUCAGCUAUGGAGGGUGUGUGGCCCAGCUCUUUAUCUACCUUGCCCUGGGCUCCACUGAGUGUGUGCUCCUGGUGGUGAUGGCCAUUGAUCGCUAUGCAGCUGUGUGUCGUCCACUCCACUACACAACCAUCAUGCACCCCCUUCUCUGCCAGGCAUUAGCUAUCACAUCCUGGGUAGGAGGAUUCAUGAACUCUCUGAUUCAGACAGGCCUCAUGAUGGCCAUACCUCUCUGUGGCCAUCAACUGAACCACUUUUUCUGUGAGAUGCCUGUAUUCCUGAAGUUGGCCUGUGAGGACACAGGAGGCACAGAGGCCAAGAUGUUUGUGGCCCGAGUCAUAAUCUUGGUUGUGCCUGCAGCACUGAUUCUAGUCUCUUAUGUGUACAUUGCUAAGGCAGUACUGAAGGUCAAAUCAAUGGCUGGGCGCAGAAAGGCUUUUGGAACAUGUGGGUCCCACCUGCUGGUUGUUUUCCUCUUCUAUGGCUCAGCCAUUUACACGUACCUCCAACCUAUCCACAGUUAUUCUGAGAAGGAGGGAAAAUUUGUUGCCCUUUUUUACACUAUAGUCACUCCCAUUCUCAAUCCUCUAAUUUAUACCCUAAGAAACAAGGAUGUGAAGGGAGCUCUGUGGAAAGUACUAAGAAGAAGCAGAGACUCAGGUUAA